AUUUGAAGAAUAACAGUCUGCACAACCUCAUCUCAAAGGAAAAAGCACUUCCCGUAAAUGAUGAUCAAAAACUAAAUGCUUAGAGUAAACACUUCAUAUUAUUCUCCGUGAUCUCGAGUACAAUAAGCUCUGUACCUGAUCUAAACUUGUUUGAUUUAGGGUAUCCAAUGUGGAGUGAUGAUCCCCAAACCGUCCAGGGGAAGCUUGGCUUGGAAUGCGACGUGACGCAGCCUCUGGUCUUGGUACGAUUAGCUAACCGUGCAUGUGCAAUAAACCUGAACAAUCAGCCUGAAUUCCUUCAACAAUAGAAUUCAUGUCUCACAUCUAACCCCAAAUCCAUCUUCAACAUGGAUCCCAGCAGGGAGAAUCUCCUUAAUGGAGCCGACCGUGCAUCUUUUGACACAAGCGACGAUUCCGACGCUUACUCUGACAUCGAUGCAACUGAUUAUCUCAACAAGAAUAAGAAUUCCCAAUCUGAUGCUGCAGGCAAACGUCGUUUACGACUUCUUCGGAGCUGGCGCGCAAAGAAAUGCUGCUUUACCGUCAUUGGAACAAUCAUAGUCGUUUGGCUCGUCAUAUCAGCAAUUGGAGCAUUUGCCUGGAAAAAGAUCAAGACACCACCCGUUGACGGAAACUCACCACCAUGGUAUCCCAGUCCAAAAGGCGGUACUUCUAAGAAUUGGGAGAAAAGUUAUGAUCAGGCUGCUAAGCUGGUUAGUAAAAUGACACUGGCUGAAAAAGUCAACAUCACUACUGGAACAGGAUGGAGUAUGGGUUUAGCAGUCGGCACAACCGGCGCCGCCAACAACGUCGGUUUUCCAGCUUUGGCAUUACAGGAUGGCCCUCUUGGAAUAAGAUUCGCGGAUAACGCGACUGCUUGGCCAGCUGGUAUCACAGUCGGCGCUACAUUCAACAAGAAAUUAAUGUAUGAGCGUGGAAGAGCUCAUGGCAAGGAAGCAAAGGGUAAAGGCGUCAAUGUCAUCCUUGGCCCGGCUAUCGGACCUCUUGGAAGAGCUCCAGCUGGUGGAAGAAAUUGGGAGGGUUUUGGACCGGAUCCUUAUCUGCAGGGCGUUGCUGGUGCUGCGACGAUAAAGGGAAUACAAGAUUCUGGAGUCAUGGCGACGAUAAAGCACUUUAUCGGAAACGAGCAGGAGCAUUUCCGUCAGGCGUGGGAAUGGGGCCUUCCAAAUGCCAUCUCUUCCAAUAUUGAUGAUCGGACGCUACAUGAGAUUUACGGAUGGCCGUUCCAAGACGCUGUCAAGGCUGGGGUUGCGAGUGUUAUGUGCUCGUAUAAUAUGGUGAAUAACUCAUAUGCCUGCCAGAACUCAAAGCUUUUGAAUGGCAUUCUGAAAGAUGAGAUGGGUUUUCAGGGCUUUGUCAUGUCGGAUUGGUUGGCGCAGAGAUCUGGUGUUGCAAGUGCUCUUGCUGGGCUGGAUAUGAGUAUGCCUGGAGAUGGACUCAAGUGGGCAGAUGGAGAAUCUCUUUGGGGUCCUCGACUCACGCAGGCUGUUCUGAACGGAUCGUUGCCUGUAGAUCGACUCAACGAUAUGGCGCUUCGAAUUGUCGCGUCUUUCUAUCAGCUUGGUCAGGAUAAGGAUGAGAAUAAGGGACCGAACUUUUCAUCAUGGACUUAUGAUAAGAAGGGGAAACUCGCACCUGGAAGUCCUUCGCCUCAAGAGGAGCAGGUCGUCAACCAGUACAUAAACGUGCAGGAGGACCACGCUGAGCUGGCUCGUCAGAUUGCUAUCGAGGGCACUGUUCUGCUCAAGAACGAUGGCGUGCUUCCUUUGACUCGUGAAGGCAACCUGGCCAAUCAAGCUGAUCAGAAGAAGGAAAAGAUCAAGGUUGGUAUUUUCGGCGACGAUGCUGGUCCUGGAAAGGGACUCAACUAUUGCCCCGAUCAAGGCUGCAACGAAGGGACCCUCGGCUCAGGUUGGGGCAGCGGAGCAGCUGAUUUCCCAUUUCUCGUCACCCCCGUUGAGGCGCUGCGAAAAGGCUUCAAGAAGGAUAAAGUCCAAGUCAGCGAAUUCCUAUCCAACAAGAUCAAAGAUCCAAAGAAGGUCACAGAACAGGAUGUCUGCUUGGUAUUCGCCAACUCUGAUGCAGGAGAGGGAUAUUUGUCUUGGAACAAUGUCCGAGGUGAUCGCAAUGAUCUCAACUUGCAGAAAGGAGGCGAUGCGUUGAUUAUGGAGGUCGCGAACCUCUGUGGUGGUGGAACUGGCACGACUAUCGUGGUUAUUCAUGCUGUUGGGCCUGUUGUCAUGGAGAGCUGGAUCAACCACCCGAGGAUCAAGGCUGUGUUGACAGCUAACUUACCUGGUGAGGAGAGUGGCAAUGCCAUUGCUAGCAUUCUGUUCGGUGACGAGAGUCCCAGUGGAAAGCUUCCGUAUACGAUUGGCAAGGCUCUUCCUGACUAUGGCGAGGGCGCUCAGAUCCUUUAUCUUCCCAAUGGCGUCAUUCCGCAGCAAGACUUCAAGGAGGGAUUGUACAUCGAUUAUCGCCACUUCGACAAACACAACGUGGAUCUUCGAUAUGAGUUUGGCUAUGGACUGUCGUACACUACAUUUGAGUUCAAAGACUUGAAGGUCUCAGUGAAGGAGGCAGUCGCACAACUCCCAGCCUCACGUUCCUCGCCUACGAGCGCAAAGCCGCCCAAGCUUGAUGAUAAGAUCCCUGAUGUCAAGGAGGGUCUUUGGCCAAAGAACAUUCGCAAACUGAAGAAGUGGAUUUAUCCCUACAUCGAUUCGCCCGAUGACAUCAAGAAGGGCGAUUACCCCUACCCCGAUGGCUACGAUAUCGAACAGCCCCCCUCUCCAGCUGGAGGUGAAGAAGGUGGUAAUCCUGAUCUCUGGAAGACUGUCGUCACUGCCUCCAUAGUCGUCACGAACACAGGCUCUGUGGAUGGCAAGGCUGUUCCUCAGCUGUAUCUCUCGUAUCCCGCAUCAUCAAAGGUUGACCAUCCUGUUCGCGUGCUGCGUGGUUUUGAGAAAGUUGCUUUAAAGAAGGGUGAGAGCAAGACUGUCGAGUUUGAAUUGACGAGGAGGGAUUUGAGCUAUUGGGAUGUGGAGGAGCAGAAUUGGAGGGUUACUGAUGGAGAGUUUACGAUUGCUGUUGGAGAGAGUUCGAGGAAUUUGAGGGCAACGGGUACAUUCAAGUCUGAUGGUACCCCAGGCCAUUUGAUCAUAGAGGGUUAGUACAGUUGUAUGCUUGGUUAGUCACCUCUUGAGCAUGGAUCACACAAUGCAGA
Fusarium redolens is the source of this 3247-nucleotide messenger RNA. Its product is annotated as glycoside hydrolase superfamily. The transcript has a single exon. Lineage: Eukaryota; Fungi; Ascomycota; Sordariomycetes; Hypocreales; Nectriaceae. Gene Ontology annotation, molecular function: beta-glucosidase activity. The record is from RefSeq and is a predicted model, not a curated record. Gene Ontology annotation, biological process: glucan catabolic process. Bases 348 to 3194 code for a protein of 948 amino acids.